Porites lobata is the source of this 429-nucleotide messenger RNA. NCBI's taxonomy places the organism in Eukaryota, Metazoa, Cnidaria, Anthozoa, Scleractinia, Poritidae. The record is from the annotation of a GenBank genome assembly.
AUGGGAAGUGGACAUAACUGUCGCCAGUCAACCCCGAGAUCCUGCUCGGAAGUCCGCAAACACCACAGCAGUAGCGGAAGCUAUAGGAUUGAUCCAGAUGGCGAGGGAGGGCUGGCACCAUUUACUGUGUACUGUGAUAUGAAUGACAAAAAGGGUGUUGGCCAGACAGUCAUCGGUCACGAUAUUGAGAGCAGGAAGUUGGUGAGAGGAUACAACAGCCGCGGUGGUUACUCACGUGAUAUUCAUUACACAGGAGCGAGUCUGUCUCAGUUAGCGAGUCUCACCAGAGUCCCCUCACACUGUGAGCAGUUUAUCAAGCACGAGUGUUAUAAUUCGGUGCUGCUUUUUAAUAACAACUUUGACGGAUGGUGGGUGUCACAUGAUUCUACUAAGAUGAGGUACUGGGGUGGAGCAUUUGGAAAAUGGUAA